Messenger RNA from Lachnellula hyalina, 1958 nucleotides. It is a transcript of the gene MAE1, whose product is annotated as NAD-dependent malic enzyme, mitochondrial. Gene Ontology annotation, molecular function: NAD binding; malate dehydrogenase (decarboxylating) (NAD+) activity. Gene Ontology annotation, biological process: malate metabolic process; pyruvate metabolic process. The transcript is spliced from 5 exons. Gene Ontology annotation, cellular component: mitochondrion. The record is from RefSeq and is a predicted model, not a curated record. Lineage: Eukaryota; Fungi; Ascomycota; Leotiomycetes; Helotiales; Lachnaceae. The coding region runs from base 33 to 1958 and encodes 641 amino acids.
UCCGCGCCUCUUCCAAACGUGCUCUUUCUUUCAUGGCAAUACGACCCCGAUCAACAAUAACAACAACAACACCUCGCUUUCUAAUCAACCAGUUCCCUCGGCUCUUCCUCAACACCAACCCCAAGACCACACCGGUAAGAAGCAAAACAACAAUGUCCUCCCACCACAAACAAAACAACCCUCAUGCCAAGCACCCGCAAUUCGGCCACCUCCCUCUCAGCACCUCGGGCCCGCAAGACUGCGCCCUGACCGGCGCGGCACUCCUCAACACCGCCUACCUCAACAAGGGAGCCGGAUUCCCUCCCGAAGAGAGGAGGGAGUUCAAUUUGACGGGCUUGCUACCGCAGAAUGUCCAGACCCUCGAUCAGCAGUGCAAGAGAGCUUAUGAGCAGUAUUCUACGCGCAAGGAUGAUCUGGCCAAGAAUACCUUCAUGACGAGUCUGGCCGAGCAGAAUGAGGUGCUUUAUUUUAAGUUGAUUCAAGACCAUCUAAAAGAAAUGUUCUCCGUCAUCUAUACGCCUACAGAAGGAGACGCCAUCCAGAAUUACUCAAGACUAUUCCGAAAACCAGACGGCUGCUUUCUCAACAUCAACGAUAUCGAUCGAGUUCAUGAUGAUCUCGCUCAGUGGGGCAGACCCGAGGAUAUCGAUUACAUUGUAGUGACUGAUGGAGAGGAGAUUCUUGGAAUUGGCGACCAAGGAGUUGGUGGCAUUCUCAUCUCAGUCGCCAAAUUGGUCUUAACAACACUCUGUGCUGGCAUCCAUCCCAACAGGACGCUUCCCGUUGUUCUUGACUGCGGCACUGACAACGAGGAACUCCUCAAUGACGAUCUUUACUUGGGUCUAAAGAAACCUAGAGCACGUGGCGAGGACUAUGAUAAGUUUGUCGAUACCUUUGUACAAUCUGCGCGGAAGCUAUAUCCUCGAGCGUACAUCCAUUUCGAAGACUUUGGGUUGCCCAACGCUCGAAGAAUCCUCGAUCGCUACCGACCCUCCAUUCCAUGCUUCAACGACGAUGUCCAAGGAACAGGUUGCGUCACCCUCGCAGCAAUCAUGGCCGGUCUGCACGUCAGCAAGCUCAAGCUGGAAGACAUGCGAAUGGUAAUCUUCGGCUCCGGUACCGCAGGAACAGGAAUUGCAGACCAAGUACGAGACGCGAUCGCUGCGGACAGUGGGAAAUCCAAAGAAGAAGCCGCAAAGCAAAUCUGGUGUGUAGAUAAACCCGGCCUCCUUCUUAAAUCCCACAAGGACAAGCUCACCCCGGCCCAAAUUCCCUACGCCCGUACCGACUACCCUUCCUCAGACACAGACCUGCACUCCGUAAUCCGCACGGUAAAACCGCACGUCCUAAUCGGCACCUCCACGCAACCAAAAGCCUUCACCCAGCCCAUCAUCACCGAAAUGGCCUCCCAUGUCCCCCGCCCCAUCAUCUUCCCCCUCUCCAACCCCACGCGCCUGCACGAAGCCGAUCCAAAAGACAUCAACGAAUGGACGCAGGGCAAAGCGCUCAUCGCAACCGGCAGUCCCUUCCCACCCGUCACGUACAACGGCCGGGAAUACGAGGUCGCCGAGUGCAACAACUCGACCUGCUUCCCGGGCAUCGGCCUCGGCUGCGUACUCUCCCGUACCAAGCUCCUCAGCGACAAGAUGCUCGUCGCGGCCGUCAAAGCACUCGCGGCACAGAGCCCGGCGCUGAAGGAUCCCAAUAAGGGGCUGCUUCCUGACGUGGUAAACGUGCGGGACAUCAGCGUGCAUAUUGCGCGAGCGGUCAUCGUACAGGCGGUGGAAGAGGGGUUGGCGCAGGAAGAGGGCAUUCCGAGUGAUGAGCAUGGGGAGCUGGAGGAGUGGAUUAGGGAGCAGAUGUGGGAUCCGGUUUAUCGGCCUCUAAGGAAGGUGGAGAAGGAGACGGCGGAUCGGAAUGCGAAGGGUGAGAUGGGUAUUGCGACUGUGGAGCUCUAA